AUGCCUGACAAUAAUAUUUAUAGUAAACAUUAUGCAUCAAAACGUAGAACGAAUGAAAAUAAUGAAAUUUAUCAUGUUGUAAUUUUUUCUUGUGACAACUCAUUUUCAGUAGUGAAAUCAAAACAAUGUACACGUGCUGAACAAGAUGGUUUUGUUUGCGUUCAAUCUGGUGGUAAAAAGUACACAGGUUUUGUCUUUGAAUCAGGUACACUUGAAGUGUGCAGUAAAGCUGCUGAUCUAUUAUCACAAAAACAAAACGAGGAGAUAGAGAGUGAUUAUGAACGUGGUAAAGAAAAUAAUUCAUCAAAAGAUAAUAAUUUGAAUAUAUCUGAAAAAAAAACAUUCACUUCGUUAAAAGAUGUACCAUUUUCACUUUCAACAAAUACGGCUACUAUUGAAAUUAAUCCAAGUUCUCCUCAAUAUUCAAAUCCCAACACAAUAAAUAUGAAUCAUGCUGUAACACCAAUUAGAGAAAAGACUGGUGGUGAUAAAGAUUGGCAAAGAACUCGUAAUGAAUCUCGUUUCACCAAUAAUCGUGAUACAAAUACAAUAAAUACAGCAGGAAUAGCAACAUCAGCAAUUACACCUGCAUCUAGUCUUUACACUGAUCCAACAUCUAUAUCUUCAUCUUUAUCGAAAAAUGACAAUGAUUUAAAUUUGAUACUUAUCUCACUUGAAAAUCCAGCUGAUGAUAAUAAUGAUGAAGGAAAAUUUCCUUCCUCUUUAAUUUUUAAAACAAAUGAAGAUGAACCUGGUAUAGAUUUAAUAAAGGUUCCAAGUACAAAAGAAAAAGCAAAUCUUUAUGUAACUCAACUAAUAGAAAUCAUGUAUACAAUGGAACAGUUGGUUGCAUUAAAGCCAGCUGAUACUUAUGAUGAUGAUACAUAUAAGCUGAUUCAAGAAGCUGUUCGUAUUAAAUUCAAACUCAGUGAUGAACAACUUGAACAAUUAUUUCGUGAAUGGCUACGCGAAGUCUUUUUGGCAAAAAGAAGAGUAGCUGUUGCAAAAUUAAAAAAUAUGCAACACAGCGAAUAG
Rotaria sp. Silwood2 is the source of this 1035-nucleotide messenger RNA. Lineage: Eukaryota; Metazoa; Rotifera; Eurotatoria; Philodinida; Philodinidae. The record is from the annotation of a GenBank genome assembly.